UAGAUAAGACUUUCCCAAAAGGCAAAUGGCGGGCGAUGAAGGAGGAAGUAGCUAACGAAGUUUCAUUGUUUCUCCAAAUCAUCGGGUGCUGAAUUUUUAUUUAUUGCAUCGUCUUAAUUAGGGGUAUUCAGAUCAAAGUCACAACAUGGAACCACAGAACAACAAUCACUUUGACUUAUCAGAUCUAACAACAGAUGAACAGAAACUGCUUACAAGUAUCAGGGAAAGAAAGGCUAAGCUGCUAAAGGAGAUACAGGAGCUUAAAGAUGAGAUAGCAGAAGUUGCCAAUGAAAUGGAGGCCAUUGAUGUCUCCGAGGAUAGCAAAAACAACCCCAAAACAAAGCAGAUGUCCAUUGGAAAGAAGAAAUUCAAUAUGGAUCCCAAAAAGGGUAUUGAGUACCUGAUUGACAAUGGACUGCUGCCCAAUGAUCCAGCAGAGGUGGCCAAGUUCCUACACCAGGGAGAGGGACUUAACAAGACCGCCAUAGGGGACUACCUCGGGGAAAGACAUGAAUUUAACAUCAAUGUGUUGAAGGACUUUGUGAACUUACAUGAGUUCUCAAACAUGAUCCUGGUUCAGGCUUUGAGGCAAUUUCUGUGGAGUUUCCGUUUGCCAGGGGAAGCCCAGAAAAUUGACAGAAUGAUGGAAUGUUUUGCACAGAGAUAUUGUGAAUUAAACCAAGAUGUAUUCACAAGUUCAGACACAUGCUAUGUGCUGUCCUUUGCCAUUAUCAUGCUGAAUACCAGUCUACACAACCCCAGCGUGAAAGACAAACCUACUGUCGACCGCUUCAUACAGAUGAACAGGGGCAUCAACGAUGGUGGAAACCUGCCCGAGGACCUCCUAACUAGUUUGUAUGACAGCAUCAAAAAGGAACCGUUUAAGAUUCCAGAAGAUGAUGGAAAUGACCUCAUGCACACAUUCUUCAACCCAGACAAGGAGGGGUGGUUGUGGAAACAAGGAGCUUCCAAAAAAUUGAGUGGUCGAUACAGAAGCUGGAAAAGAAGAUGGUUCAUCCUUAACGAUAACUGCCUCUACUACUUCCAGUUCACAACUGACAAAGAACCAAAGGGGAUUAUACCAUUGGAGAACAUACAAGUAAGAGUGGUUCCUUCAGAGAAGUCGUCCAAACCUAAUGCGUUUGAAUUGUAUGCUGCAAGUAACGACAUCAUUAAGGCUUGUAAAGUGGACAGGGAAGGCAAGGUUGUGGAAGGCAAACACAAUGUGUACCGGAUGUCAUCGGCAACAGCUGAUGACCAGGACGAGUGGAUCCGGUGUAUCAGGGCCAGUAUAAGUGAGAAUCCGUUCUAUGAUAUGCUGUCUGCCCGUAGGAAGAAGGUUAUUACAAAGUGAUGAGCCUGUAGGACACACGACC
Messenger RNA from Mizuhopecten yessoensis (Yesso scallop), 1376 nucleotides. Its product is annotated as cytohesin-1-like. NCBI's taxonomy places the organism in Eukaryota, Metazoa, Mollusca, Bivalvia, Pectinida, Pectinidae. Gene Ontology annotation, biological process: regulation of ARF protein signal transduction. Gene Ontology annotation, molecular function: guanyl-nucleotide exchange factor activity. The record is from RefSeq and is a predicted model, not a curated record. The coding region runs from base 146 to 1354 and encodes 402 amino acids. The transcript is spliced from 14 exons.